Molecule: messenger RNA, 723 nt
Organism: Talaromyces atroroseus
Lineage: Eukaryota; Fungi; Ascomycota; Eurotiomycetes; Eurotiales; Trichocomaceae
Exons: 1
Coding region: 1-723 (240 amino acids)
Source: RefSeq, a predicted model, not a curated record
AUGUUCAAAUUGCCCAAGUCCCGAUUCAGUACGGUCGUGUCCGACAGCAGCUCUCGCAUAUCCUCAAUGCAGAGUUUUGACAUGAAGAGGGAUACCUCUGAGCCCAACCAGAGGAAAGGCAAAGAGUUGCAGACGCAAGUGUCGAACUUGUGGCGCAUUGUUUGGCUCGGGCUCUACCAACUACACGACAAUCACGGUCCUUACCACGUGGACAGGCUUGUGCAGCUCUACUUCGGAGCAGGCAUGGCUGUGUAUGAUAUACUGGACAAAGUCGGAGAUUCAUAUGAACGUUCCAAAUCACACAAGGGCCCGUUGGGUCUGCUAGGAUAUGCACUCUCCAACCGCGCCAUCAGCAAUCUCAGAUUAUACGAGGGUCUGUCCAUCGACACGCUCAAAUCAGUCAUUCAGCUCCUGGAGGCGUACAAACAUGAGAUUGCUUCAUUGGGCGAAGUUUAUGAGCUAUUACGCAGCCUCCAGGUUGGCUUACGGACUCCAACGAGUAAUGACGAGAAAGCGGUGCUAGAGCAUUAUCCGCCCCUGGCUGAUCAGCUUGCGCGUCGACUUGUGCAUCUUGAUGCGAGACUGGAUGUACUCAUGGCUGAGCUGGAAGAUGAGCACAUGGAAUCUUUUGGAGACUCGCCUCAACGAAAUGGAUGGCUCGUGAGAGAUAUGGUUUAUCCUAACAUAUUGUCACAUUCCGGAAUGUCACGGAAGAUUAGCUAA